CCUUGCUCCCCUCCUCUCCUCGUUUCUGUGACCAGUGGGCACACGCACCCACGCACACCCAUCACCAUGUCUCGACACCGCCCAUCCACCACCCCGAUGGACUUUGAGUGGGAAAACGAGACUGGACGAGUAGAUGCCAGUUCGCCGUGGAUCACUAGCCAGCAGUCUCAACUCGCGAAGAAGCGUAAGCUCAAGUCUUCCACCGCCGAACCGAUCCCUAGCAAUCCCCCGCAACAACAACCUCUGACUUGUGACCCUCGUGCGGGCCUUUCAGGUACACAUUCCGUCCUCGACUCUCCAACCAAAAAUCCAUCCUCUACACCGAAUCGUCCGCAGUUGCGCGAACCUAACGGGCAGCAUUACCUCUUUUCUGGCCAGAAGCCAAUCCCGAGCAUCCCUACCCACAUUCAGAAUUCGAGCGCUUGGGAACCGCGAACACCCCAGACUGUCGUCGACUUUAGCUCCGGCGGCGAGACACCAAACACACCUGGUCAGGAUAGCGACCUGGCAGCCACACCCGAUACACAAUUGGCUAGCAGGAUGGGUGGUCUGUCCCACGGGGAUAGGAAAAGCCCGCGCAAAAGCAAGCGCGAGAGCUUCAUGGGUUUAUUCAGCCGAUCUACCCCUAGCCCGAGCAAGGACGAGCCUCCCUCGCGAAAGGGCUACUCCAAGAAAGCAGAGAAUCGGGUCAUGAAGCGGAGAUCCAGGAAACAAAAGAGCGCAUACGCCGAAGACGCAGACGACUCGGACUACGAACAAAACCGCAACAGGAACAACACGGCAAAUGGAGGCCCAAAUUCUGCCACGAAGGGUGGUUUUGCUGGUGCCAUUGCCAACAUCCCGGGUGUUCUGCAAUGGGUAGAAGCCCAUCCGAACCUGCCCGCCGUGCUGAGCUACUACAUGCAGUUUUUUGUCAACACAAUCCUGGGUUUAUCAUUCUUGUAUAUUUUCUACUCAGUCAUAUGCGCUGUCUACAACGAUGUAAAUCUUGAAGCCAACAGCAGGGCGAACGAGAUCAUGCACGACAUCGCCAUUUGUGCAAAGGAUUAUCGCGAUAAUGGAUGCGCUUUGGCGAGGGUGCCUCCUGCGCUCCAGCAGCCCUGCAUGCGCUGGGAGUCCUGUAUGAACCAAGAUGUGAAGAAGAUUGCGCAUGCCAGCGUGGGAAUGACGGCAAUCGCAAAGAUCAUCAAUGCCUUCACCGAGGAGUUCAGCUACAAAUCUAUGAUCUUCAUGGCCAUCGUCCUCUUCGGCGGCUUCAACCUCUCCAACUGGGCCUUCAACCGGAUCCGCAACGACCAAGUCCACCCAUCCUCACAACACCAACAAUUCGAAUACGCACCACCCGCAACCCCACAACGCCAAACCAGCGGUAACAGCGCCGCAUACAUGCUCAUGGACGGCCAUCAGACCCCCGCAUGGCACACGCCAUAUGGCACUCCCUACGCGAGCAUACAACGUCCAGGAUUGCAGCAUGCUUCUCAGAGUUUGCCGGCGCUACCGAGCAGUAGCACCGUCGGGGGUGCGGAGGAAGGCGAACAUGUGCCGAUGGCGGCGGCGGCGAGGGCGGCGCAGGGGAGGAAAGGUGGUGGUGGGAUUUUUGCUUCGAGACGGUGA
This is a messenger RNA of Periconia digitata, 1614 nucleotides long. The record is from the annotation of a GenBank genome assembly. NCBI's taxonomy places the organism in Eukaryota, Fungi, Ascomycota, Dothideomycetes, Pleosporales, Periconiaceae.